This is a messenger RNA of Acaulospora morrowiae, 981 nucleotides long. The record is from the annotation of a GenBank genome assembly. Lineage: Eukaryota; Fungi; Glomeromycota; Glomeromycetes; Diversisporales; Acaulosporaceae.
AUGUCUGACGUAUUGUUUUAUCAUCCUGACAUUUUAAAUUGCAAAUAUUUAGUGUCUGAUGAUGGCGAUGGGGAUGCUACUAACGCAAAAAUCAAUUCUAAGACCCGUCAGUUUGCAACUUAUGAUGCACCUGAUGAGGACGACCUGAAAAUUAUUGAGCAAACUGACCUUGCUCUUAACAACGAAGAUUUUGACAUUAAAGCUAAUGAAAAUGAGAUAGAAGUUUUUGAAGAAAAUAUGAGUGAUAUUGCUGAUUAUCCUGAACAUUCUUUUGAAAAAUCCACGAAUAAACGGACAAAGUCCUCCCGGCGGGAUAGGAUCAUUUCAAAAUCGACUUAUGUCACCAACUAUCUAUUUGACUCAGUAGAAGCUGGUUGGAGCGAUAUUGAAUUACAGUUGCCUUUUGAUAAUAAAAGAUUACUGUUGUUGGAUAUAGCCGAAUCUGCAUGCAAAAAGGCAGUCAUUCGUGAUGUUGGUGGAAUUACCAAAUGCUAUCCAUCUUCAAGCGAAACCAAGGGAGGUGCCUUGGAAAACAUGGUGACCGAAGGCGUAAAUUUUUCGUGUAUUUGGUUAUACGACAAUAUACUUGAUAUUAACAAAAUUUAUUCCAAUGACAUUGCGGCUAUCCUCAAAACCUAUGGGGUGGAAGCGGCAAGAAGUACAAUAAUAAAAGAAAUUUCUAAUGUCUUUUCGGCAUAUGGAAUUCAUGUCGAUCCUAGACAUUUAACACUAGUUGCAGAUUAUAUGACAUUUGAAGGAUCAUUCAAACCAUUUAGUAGAAUUGGUAUAGAUUCUAAUCCUUCACCUCUGCUUAAAAUGAGCUUUGAGAGCACCUGUAAUUUUUUGGAACAAGCCACACUAUUUGGUGACGUGGACAUGUUAAACUCACCAUCGGCAAGGUUAGCACUUGGUAAAGUUGUGCAAGGUGGCACUGGAUCGUUUGAAAUUCGUCAGCCCUGCGAGACUUUAAAUACAAGAUAA